AUGGCAGCAAAGCGUUUUUUUACAUCGUUGCUAUGUGUCUUCUGGUAUUCCAUGCUGGCUCUUUUGGCUAAAGGGUCACCAGUUGGCGGAAAGAUCACAUCGAAGGAUUUAGAUUUGGAAAAUAUUUACUCUCCAGACCCACCUGUUACGCACCGCGUGCUUAUGACAAUCGAAUACUAUGAUCAGGUAGAAGCUAAAACGGAAAAUGAGGAGAUUACCAUUGAGCUCUUCGGUACCAAUACACCCAAGACUGUCCAAAACUUUGCCGCACUAUGUGUGGGAAUGAGAUUUGCGUACGAAAAUGGUGACCCUGAAGAGAUUCAUUUUGCAACUUUCAAAGAGAGUCUCUUGCAUAAAAUCAUUAAAAAUAAACUGAUUCAAGGUGGAGAUGUUUUUGAAAGGCAUAUGCCAUUAUCAAUAUAUGGGCACAAUUGGCCAGAUGAGAAUUUUUUGCUGAAGCAUGAUAGACCAGGCAGAUUAUCUAUGUAUAAUAAGGGCCCAAAUACUCAAGGUUCAGAAUUUUUCAUUACCACAGAUGUUGCACCGGCAUCCGAGUUUGAUAUGAAAAAUGUAGUCUUCGGCCAAGUUGUCUCUGGAUUGGAAUGGCUGAUUGAUAAAGUCCAAUAUGUCCCAACUGAUGAAAGUGGCAAGCCUCUUAAUGAUGUUAUGAUAAAAUAUGUUACAAUUGACGAACUCACUUUGGGGAAUAAGGACCUUUUACAAUCGAAUUAUAUUGAGAAACUCAAUCGUUUCAACAGAGGAGAAAUUGCGGAGGGUGUUAAUUUUAAAUCUAUCCUGAAGAAAGGUAAUACCGAAAAACAAGAAAUGGAUGAUAUCAAGCUUCAACAGCUUGCUAAUCCAUUGAGAAAUGUCAUGUUUGGAAUAAUCUCUCUUUGUGGGAUAUAUCUAUUAGCUAAAUAUAGAAGGUUUAUUCUCCCAAAAUCUUCCAAAAUCGUCUCUAUGAGACAUGAGUGA
Zygotorulaspora mrakii is the source of this 975-nucleotide messenger RNA. RefSeq lists its product as uncharacterized. The transcript has a single exon. The coding region runs from base 1 to 975 and encodes 324 amino acids. Gene Ontology annotation, molecular function: peptidyl-prolyl cis-trans isomerase activity. The record is from RefSeq and is a predicted model, not a curated record. Gene Ontology annotation, biological process: protein peptidyl-prolyl isomerization. Lineage: Eukaryota; Fungi; Ascomycota; Saccharomycetes; Saccharomycetales; Saccharomycetaceae. Gene Ontology annotation, cellular component: fungal-type vacuole; endoplasmic reticulum.